UUCGUUUCGGUUCGCUUCGACUUGAACGGACGCGCCGCGGACGCUGCUUUGCUGAGAAGUGAGAACUGAGAACAGACCAGGCCAACAAACACCAAACCGAAUCGAAAGCCAAACAAACCAAGCCAAACAAACCUCGCUAGCCGAAGAAAUCGCGUCGGAAAGUCAAGUUGUUGGUGGAAAGCCGUUGGAUAACGCGACGAUUUUAAAUUAUUUUUUUUUCGGUGCGGUGCCAGUGUUUUUUUUGUUGUUUGUUGGUUUUUCCACAAAGUUUGUUUUCGUUUUUGUCGUGGAAAUGCGCGCGCGCAUUUAAGAAGCAGUGAAACGGGGAAAACUAAAAAACGCAGCUGCCUGCAACAACAACAAAAGCAACAACAGAUACAAAACAAGGAACCAAAGAAGAUAUCGAAAUCGAAAUCAACUUGCAACUUGCAACACAAUCGUUGUUGCUUUUUGGCCCCUGAACUUGGCGGCCCCAAUCCUCCUUUUGGCAGGCGUCGGAAGGAGCCGCUCGGCAGCGGCAGCUGCGGCGGCACCGCAUGGAUCAUGCCGUGAAGGCGACGCGCGGCCGCCCGCUCAACACGCUGCGCUUCGAGAACGACGAGCUGGAAUGCCUCUACCAGCGUUACACACUGAAGCUGCAGCGCUUCUCGGUGCUGGGCGUGGUGGCCUUGGUCUUCGUCCUCUGCGGCGUGAUGGCGGCCCUCUCGCUGGCCUUCAAUAAUGCGGCCACGUUUCACAACAUCUUCAAUGCGAUCGUGUGCGGCCUGUUCGCAGUGGUGCUGAUCCUCCUGCAAUGCUCGGUGAUCAAGGACCACCACCUGCCCACCUUGUGCUACGGAAUACUGCUGUUCACGGCCAGCAUCUGUGUAGUAUCGAUGCCAACGCUGGGCAGCGUUUUCCCCGUCGACACCAAGGAGGUGAUGGCCGAGGGCGUCUGGCAGAUCGUGUUCGUCGUCUUCCUCGCCUAUGCGAUGAUGCCGCUGCAAAUCUGGGAGGCGGUGGCCUUUGGCAUCGCCCUGCCCUCGGUGCACAUCUCCCUGACGGUCUACAAGAUAUUCACGGAUGCGCUGCGCUAUCUGGAGUACAACCAGCUGAUCGCCAAUAUUGUCAUCUUCAUUGGCGUGAAUGUGGCCGGUCUGGUGGUGAACAUCAUGAUGGAGCGAGCCCAGCGGCGAACAUUUCUCGAUACGCGCAACUGCAUCGCAUCGCGGCUGGAGAUCCAGGACGAGAACGAGAAGCUGGAGCGCCUGUUGCUAUCCGUACUGCCGCAGCACGUGGCCAUGCAGAUGAAGAACGACAUCCUGUCGCCGGUGGCCGGCCAGUUCCAUCGCAUCUACAUCCAGAAGCACGAGAACGUCAGCAUCCUGUUCGCGGACAUCGUCGGCUUCACCGUGCUCUCCUCGCAGUGCAGCGCCCAGGAGCUUGUGCGUCUGCUCAACGAGCUCUUCGGCCGCUUCGAUCAGCUGGCCCAUGACAACCACUGUUUGCGAAUUAAAAUCCUCGGCGACUGCUAUUAUUGUGUCUCCGGAUUGCCAGAACCGCGAAAGGAUCACGCCAAAUGCGCCGUGGAAAUGGGACUCGAUAUGAUCGAUGCCAUUGCCACCGUGGUGGAGGCCACCGACGUCAUCCUGAACAUGCGCGUGGGCAUCCACACGGGCCGUGUGCUCUGCGGGGUCCUGGGCCUCCGCAAGUGGCAGUUCGAUGUGUGGUCGAAUGACGUGACCCUGGCCAAUCACAUGGAGUCGGGCGGUGAGCCCGGCCGAGUGCACGUGACCCGGGCCACCCUGGACUCGCUGUCCGGUGAAUACGAGGUGGAGGCCGGGCACGGAGAUGAGCGGUCCUCGUACCUACGCGACCACGGCGUGGACACGUUCUUCAUUGUGCCGCCACCGCAUCGUCGCAAGCCCCUGAUGCUCAACACUUUGGGCGUUCGCUCGGCGAUCGGCAGUCGACGGAAGCUCUCGUUCAGGAACGUUUCCAAUGUGGUCAUGCAGCUGCUGCACACGAUCAAGUUCUCCGAACCGGUGCCGUUCUCCAAUAUAGCCACCGGAUCCUUUCCCUCGGCGGCCAGCGCCUUGGGCGGCGGAGGAGUGGCACUCGGCGGAGGAGGAGGAGGUGCGGCACGGGGAAGCACCUGCGAGGCGAGCGCCGGCAGCGUUCAGGUGUCCGAGAAGGGAUCGCGCAAGGUGAUACGUCUGCAAAAGAUCUUGCAUGCAACACCGCCACCGCACGGCAUUGGCUAUGGCAGCGUCGUCGGCAGCGGCGGCGGUGGUGACAGCAGCGGUAUUUCCGGUUCCGGUUCCGGUUGCGGUUCUGGUUCCAAUUCUGGUUCCGGUGGUGGUAUUGCCGCUGGCAUUGGGGGCAGUGUUCAAGUGACCGUAGGCACCAAUCCCAACUCUACAGCGAGUACGAUUAGUCGCAUUCAUAGGCACAAUCACAAGAACAAUAAAUCGCAGUCCAAGGUGGCGGACAAGUUCAAGAGGCCAUUCCGGAAGCGUCACUCGGUGGCGGCCCACCAUCAGCCCACGAAUCGGGUGAACCGGUUCCUCUCGCAGGCGAUCAACGCGCGUUCAGUGGACUGCGACAAGUCGGAACAUGUCGAUCGGUUGACCCUGCGCUUCCGGCAGAGCGACAUGGAGCGGGAAUAUCACAAGGACUUCGAUCUGGGCUUCACCACAGCGAUGGGCUGCUCCCUGCUGCUCCUGAUUUUGGGUGCUGCCCUCCAGGUGACCGCCCUGCCGCGCACCCUCAUCCUGCUGCUGCUCUUCCUCUUCGCCUUCAUCUGGGUGAGCGCCAUCCUGAUGCUCCUGCUGGCCGUGCGGCUCAAGUGGAUCAUCUGGGACAUCUCGGAGAGCUUCUCGCUGCGCAUGGCCAUCACGAUAUUCACGGUCAUACUCAUUUACUCCGUGGGACAGGUGAAUGUGUUCACUUGUGUCUCGGACCAUCCAUGCUCGGGAAAUGCGACGUCCUCCUUCCCGAACGACUCGCAUCGCAAGUGCUCGCUGCCCCAGUACGUCUCCCUAUCGGCGGCCUUUGCCUUCCUAUCAGUGUCCGUGUUCCUCAGGCUUCCCAUCAUAUUCAAAUCGCUGCUGGUGCUGGGCAUGGGCACCAUCUAUGGCCUGUUCAUAGAGCUGUCGCAUCAGAACAUCUUCGAGUGCUACGACAACCGGGUCAACGCCUCGAUUCCACUUCACUUGAUCUCGCUGGCCCGCAUUGGCAUCUUCAUGAUUGCCAUUCUGGUGCACGGCCGCCUGGUGGAGGGCACUGCCCGGCUGGACUUCCUCUGGCAGCUGCAGGCCUCGCAGGAGAAGAAGGAGAUGGACGUGCUGCAGGAGUCGAACAAGCGCAUUCUGCACAAUUUGCUGCCCGCUCAUGUGGCUGCACAUUUCCUCGAUGCGCAAUUCCGCAACAAUAUGGAGCUCUACCACCAGAGCUACGCCAAGGUGGGCGUCAUCUUUGCCAGCGUUCCGAAUUUCAACGAGUUCUACACGGAAAUGGAUGGCUCCGAUCAGGGAUUGGAGUGCCUCCGUCUGCUCAACGAGAUCAUCGCGGACUUUGAUGAGCUGCUGAAGGAGGAUCGCUUCCGGGGCAUCGAUAAGAUCAAGACCGUUGGCAGCACCUACAUGGCCGUCGUGGGUUUGAUACCCGAGUACAAGAUCCAGCCCAACGACCCCAAUUCAGUGCGACGCCACAUGACGGCACUGAUCGAAUAUGUGAAGGCCAUGCGGCAUUCACUGCAGGAGAUCAACAGCCACUCGUACAACAACUUUAUGCUGCGCGUGGGCAUCAACAUUGGCCCCGUGGUGGCUGGAGUAAUCGGAGCUCGGAAGCCGCAGUACGACAUUUGGGGCAACACGGUGAACGUGGCCAGCCGCAUGGACUCCACCGGAGUGCCUGGCUACUCGCAAGUGACCCAGGAGGUGGUCGACAGCCUGGUGGGCUCGCACUUUGAGUUCCGUUGUCGCGGGACCAUCAAGGUGAAGGGCAAAGGCGACAUGGUCACCUAUUUCCUGUGCGACAGUGGCAAUAAGUCGCUCAACGGCGAGGUGCGCAAUGCCAUGUCCCUGCCGCAGAGUCUCCAUGCGCCGGAUUACUACAUGAAGGUGGCGCAGUUUCCGGAGAAUCGUGUGAACAGCGAUACGUACAGCAAGAAGCGGGAGGAGAAUGGAGGAAAUUUCACCGUAGGUGGCGAGGAGCAGCAGCUAUUGCUGCAGCAUCAGCACAAGCAGCUCGAACCACCGCUACCGCUUCCGGCGCCACCGCCUCCUCAUCAUCAUCUGCACCAGCAGCAGCAGCAGCGGCUGAACAGCAAGCUGCAGAAGCAACCGAUCUUCAUGGCCAACGGCGGACUGCCGAAUAUCCGGGAGAACGGCAAUGGGCACAAUGGUCACAACGGCGAGCAGCAGCAGCCGGCUGCAGUGGCGGUUCCCCUCCAGCAGCCCCCAACCCAGCAACUCCAGCAACUCCAACAACUCCAGCACCACCAAAUCCAGUUCCAGCACACGCCGGUUCCAGUGCAGCACCAGAUCCUACUCCACCACCAGCAUCAGCUGCAGCUGCAGCAUCACAAUCAGCCCGUUCCCGUUCCUUCGGUAAUGUUGCGCGAGUUUAAUAUUAUUGAGAACCCGACUUCCGGUGGCCGGCAUCCGCAGAUGGAGCAGCUGCCGCCGUCGCAUCAUGGCAGCCUGGAUCAAUCGGGUUUGGGAAUGGGAAUGGGUAUGCUAGGCGGCGGCGGCGACUGCUUCAUGAUGCCUCGUCGAGUGCCGGCAUUAAACCAGCAUGGCCAUCAUCCAACGCAUCACCUCCAUUCGAAUCUGAAUAUGAAUAUGAAUCAGCACCCGCCAUCGUUCACCAGUUUGGGCUAUGGCCAAUGCCGGGAGAGCGAGCCGCUAUUGCAUGCCAGCAGCAUCGCGCCGGUAGCCAAGAUAAUGCCCAUGCAGCAUGCGCCAAAGUACGAGCCACCACGUUACACUUCUCCCCACACCAUGUUGUCGCACCAGCAGCUACCACCGCAUCCUGCCCUCCAGGAGCAUCAGCAGCAGCAGCAGGAGCUUCCCCAGCGACAGCAACAACAACAGUACGCCAUGUACUCGCAGCAGCCGCAGCUGCCGCCGAAGCCUGCGCCGCUGAGGACGUACAUGAAGCCGCUGCCGAAGCUGCCGGCGGCGGAACUGGAGGAGAGCCGUGACAUGUCCUCCACCGAUGACCUCAGCUCGCGUCCGCACUCGCCAUCGAUGAGCAGCUCGGACGAGAGCUACUCGAAGACCACCGAGGGCGAGGGCGAAAACGACGAGGACUCCAGGCCGCGGAUCCCCAAUGGAGCUGUCCACCACCAUCAUCAUCACCGCAAUGGCUAUAACAAUGGUGGUGGCCUGGUCAAUCCCCUGCAAUGGCUCUAUCCCUGCGACAUUCAGGUGGAUCCCACAUCGCCGGUGGUCGAUCUGCAUGACUUUGAGCUGAGCUCCACCACGGAGAGUCAGCAGCCCAAGGGCGAUAGUUGCAAUAGCUUUGACUAUCAGAAGGCCACGGCAGCUGGAGGAAUUGCCACCAAGUCGCCCUUUGAGCGGGAACUGCAGCGACUGCUCAACGAAUCCUCGAGAGGCCGUGGUUUGGCCACUACUGCGACUGCAACUGCAACUGCUACCACGACGACCACGGAUCACACGGCCAGCAAUGGCAGCCGGAAUGAGAUGAUGAUGAGCUACUCCUUCAGCAAUGGCAAGCUAAGUGGAGCUGGUGGCUCGGGAUCAGCGGUGGGCAAUGGCAGCGGCAGCAGCAAUGGCAAUCUCAGCGGCGGCAGCGGCAGCAACUCGAACAGUGGCAACAACAACAGCGGAGGUCACAAGGCGGAUCUGCAGCAGCAGGAUCCUCAGGAGCUGAAGCUGCCCGGCAGCAGCAGCUUCAUGAUCGCCAAGCAUCCGGUGGGCUUGGAGGCCAUCAAGGAGAUAACGCGCAACAAGAAUCCAUCGGAGUCAAGCCAAAUGCAAACCUCGGACACGGAGUCCUGCGAGAUCCUGCACGAGACGCGCAACCAGAUGCACAUGCUGGCCAUGCUGGAGAUGCAGACGGCCAAGGAGCAGCAGCAGCUGAGGACACAUCGCCAGCGGCCGCGCUCCAAGGAGCUGCAGUACAGCCACGAGAGCCUGGACGGACUGGACGGAGCAGCGAUGCAGCCGCGGCAGCCGCGCUUCCACCACCACCACCACCACCAUCAUCAUCACCACCAGCAGCAGCAGCAGCGGUACAACCAUGUGCAGGAGCAGGAGGAGCGUGACGAUACCGAGGACAACCUGGCCGACGAGGAGUUCGAGGACGAUGAAGUGGGUCGCGAUGUGCGACAGAAGCGCCUACAGAAGCCGGACAAAACCAGUCACAAAAGGGGGGAGCAGGAGCAGGACGCCGACGACGAUGAUGAUGAUGAUGAGGUUGAUGAUGUUGAUCAAGAGGAUGAUGAGGAGCAGGAGCAGGAGCACCGGAACGGAGGGCAGCUGCCGCUGACAAACGGCAGCAGCAAUGUGAUAAACGACGAGCUGAAAUACGGGGCGGCCCAUCUCAACCACCAGUCCAUGGACUCCAAUCCGUUGGAGAGCCAAUCGGAAUGGUCGGACGACGAUUGUCGCGAGGAGGCCACAGGGGGCGCUGAAUCCACGGGCUACAUAACGGAUGAGCCUGGAUUGGAGAACAUCUCGCUGCUGAACGAAGCCGGGCUUACCGAUGCCGAGGGCGCCCUCUCGGACGUUAACUCGCUGUAUAACGCGCCCGAUGUGGACGACACCUCGGUGUCCAGCCGGGCCAGCUCUCGGCUGCUCAGCCUGGACUCGCUGAGCGGCCUCUACGACUGCGAUUUGGACUCCAAGCACGAGCUGGCCAUUGUCAAUGCCUCGCACAAGAUCUCCAGCAAAUUCGGACAGCCCACAUCGCCGGCACAGCAGCAACAGCAGCAGUUGCAGCAUCAGCAUCAGCAGCAGACUCAACCUCAAAUACAAGUUCAGUUUCAGUCCGCCGAGGAGCUGAGAGAGUAAAGAUUGAAGAUUGAUGAUGAUGGAGCGUUAAACACUCAAACGUUGUUAUUGCUAUAAUGCAAAUGGUGUCUAAUAAUUUACAAUAAACCAACCUAAACUAAAGCUAAAGCUAAAGUAAACUAAAUCUAGAAUAGGUGACAGAUAUAUGUAUGAAUCUAUAUAUAUUUAUGUAUGUAAGGAAGCAGAGGCACUUAAAGCUGCUCUAUGGCACCCCUAGAUGUAACUCAUAAAUAGUAUAUAUAUAUUAUAUGCAAGAAAAUCUAUAUGUAUUGAAAGUAAGCUAAACACGUAGUCAUUGGUUACCCAGUUAAGCGUUCCAGUUACUACAAUCCCGCGCGAAAGAAAUCGAAAUCGAAAUUAUAAUUGAUAUUUAUGCAAUGCGAAUCCAUGCGAAUGAAUUCAUCAUUUAGUGCGCUUAGUCCUUGGUCCUCCUAAGGACUGAAUUAACUCCCAUAUGUUAUUAAUGUACGACUAUAUAUAUAUAUGUAUAUCAUUUUGAUAAUCGAAUAAGCAACAAUUUGGCCAUUUAUACGAAGCCACACAACCAAUGCAUGACAAGAUGUAAAUAAAGCAAAACAAAAUGUUAUAGAUAUUUUUCCGAUAUUACUGUAAGGCUUAUAUAAAUUUACCCAUAGACUGCGCCACCAUGAAUUCGAAUUUUAAAUUUAAAUUUAAACCGAAAUUAAAACUCGGAUAAUCGGAUAUUAAAGUCCCACGUGGAAGAUACGUAAA
This is a messenger RNA of Drosophila takahashii, 7754 nucleotides long. It is a transcript of the gene rut, whose product is annotated as adenylate cyclase rutabaga. Gene Ontology annotation, biological process: adenylate cyclase-activating G protein-coupled receptor signaling pathway; intracellular signal transduction; cAMP biosynthetic process. The record is from RefSeq and is a predicted model, not a curated record. Gene Ontology annotation, molecular function: adenylate cyclase activity. NCBI's taxonomy places the organism in Eukaryota, Metazoa, Arthropoda, Insecta, Diptera, Drosophilidae. Gene Ontology annotation, cellular component: plasma membrane.